This is a messenger RNA of Mauremys mutica (yellowpond turtle), 978 nucleotides long. RefSeq names its product ficolin-2-like. Lineage: Eukaryota; Metazoa; Chordata; Testudines; Geoemydidae. The transcript has 9 exons. The record is from RefSeq and is a predicted model, not a curated record. Bases 1 to 978 code for a protein of 325 amino acids.
AUGAAGUUGAGAAGACAAGUGGAGCUGCCAUUGCAGAGCCCAGCACUAGCCAUGGGGAGAGCUGCCCAGAAAACCCUCCUCUUUUUACUCUGUCUAGCAGCAGCAGUUUGUCAGGCUCAGGACACCUGCCCAGUGGUGAGGGUAGUGGGUCUCAACAGUACCGAGAAACUCAUUAUUCUCCAAGGCUGCCCUGGAAUUCCGGGUGCUGCAGGGCCCAGAGGAGACCAAGGAGCUGCAGGACAUACAGGACAACGGGGACCUCAGGGGAUCCCUGGAAAGGCGGGGAAAGCUGGCCGAAAAGGAGACCCGGGAGACCCUGGACGCCCUGGAAUACCUGGAGCAAAGAACUGCAAGGAGUUGUUAGCUAGAGGCAACGUCCAGAGCGACUGGUACACCAUCUACCCCCGUGACUGUAAUGCCAUGACCGUGCUGUGUGACAUGAAUACAGAUGGUGGAGGAUGGAUUGUGUUCCAGAGACGGGUGGAUGGUUCUGUGGAUUUUUACCGUGACUGGAGUUCGUACAAGAGAGGUUUUGGCAGCCGGCUGUCAGAAUUCUGGCUGGGGAAUGACAAUAUUCACCUGCUAACAUCCCUUGGUCCCCAGGAGCUUCGCGUCGAUCUCAGAGAUUUUGACUUCAACUAUCAAUUUGCUAUAUACAGAUCAUUCAAAAUUGCAGGGGAGUCCGAGAGAUACAAGCUGAUCCUUGGAGAGUUUGUUAAUGGCACUGCAGGGGAUUCCUUAACUGACCACAACGGCAUGAUGUUUACAACCCAAGACAGAGACAACGACUUCUCUAUAACUAACUGUGCUAUAACCUUUAAAGGGGCCUGGUGGUACCGGGAUUGUCAUAUGUCCAACCUGAACGGAUUAUACCUGAGUGGAGCCUAUGAAAGCUAUGCUGAUGGGGUGAACUGGGCUUCAGGCAAAGGGCACAAGUACUCCUACUGGUUGUCUGAGAUGAAAAUUAGGCCCGUGUAG